AUGGAUUGGGGGACCUGCCAAAAAAGCACACUGCUCGUCAACAAGGCGGGCCUCGACCGCGCCAAGGCGCUCCUGACCGACUACAAGGAGGGCAAGAUCCAGCACAUGACGCCCGAGCUGUGGCAGGCCAAGAAGAUUGUCGACUCGACGCUGCACCCGGACACGGGCGAGGCCGUCUUCCUGCCCUUUCGCAUGUCAUCUUUCGUCCUCUCCAACCUGAUCGUCACGGCGGGCAUGCUCCAGCCCGGUCUCGGUAACGGCGGCACCAUCGCCUGGCAGGUCGUCAACCAGUCGCUGAACGUGGCCAUCAACUCGGCCAACGCCAACAAGUCGUCGCCGCUGUCGUGGACCAAGAUGGGCCAGUCGUACCUCGCCGCCGUGUCCGUGUCGUGCGGCGUGGCCGUGGGCCUGAACAACCUGGUGCCGCGGCUGCGCAACCUGACGCCGGCGACGCGCACGACGCUGACGCGCCUCGUGCCGUUCGCCGCCGUCGCCACGGCCGGCGCCCUCAACGUGCUGCUGAUGCGCGGCGAGGAGAUGCGCAGGGGCAUCGACGUCUACCCGCUGCUGUCGGCGGCCCAGCGCGACGCCCUGCGCCGCGACGGCCGCCAGGAGGAGAGCCUCGGCCGCAGCAGGGCCGCCGCGCGCAUCGCCGUCGGCGAGACGGCCGUCAGCCGCGUCGUCAACUCGACCCCCAUCAUGGUCCUGCCGCCGCUGCUCCUCGUCCGCCUGCAGCGCACCCGCUGGCUGCAGCAGCGCCCGCGCAUGACCGUGCCGCUGAACCUCGCCCUCAUCCUCGGCACGAGCUUCGCCGUGCUGCCGCUCGCGCUGGCCGUCUUCCCGCAGAUGGAAAAGGUCUCCGACGACAGCCUCGAGCCCGAGUUCCACGGACGCGGCGGCGUCGACGGCAUGGUGACGUUCAACAGGGGCAUCUAG
This is a messenger RNA of Verticillium dahliae VdLs.17, 936 nucleotides long. RefSeq names its product sideroflexin-5. Gene Ontology annotation, molecular function: monoatomic ion transmembrane transporter activity. The record is from RefSeq and is a predicted model, not a curated record. Lineage: Eukaryota; Fungi; Ascomycota; Sordariomycetes; Glomerellales; Plectosphaerellaceae. Gene Ontology annotation, cellular component: mitochondrial inner membrane. The transcript has 4 exons. Gene Ontology annotation, biological process: monoatomic ion transport; mitochondrial transmembrane transport. Bases 1 to 936 code for a protein of 311 amino acids.